AUGUCUGCCAUCAACAAGAUCGUGGCCACCAGCCCUUCCCACGCCAACCCAUCUGAGCUUGAGAACAGCAUCGCUACUGCUCUCUAUGACCUCGAGUCCAACACCCCAGACUUGAAGGCUGCUUUGAGACCUCUUCAAUUCUCUUCUGCUAAGGAGAUUGAAGUUGGCCACGGCAAGAAGGCUAUUGCCAUCUUUGUCCCCGUUCCUUCCCUCGUUGCUUUCCACAAGGUUCAACAACGUCUCACCCGUGAGCUCGAGAAGAAGUUCUCUGACCGUCACGUCUUGAUCCUUGCUGGUCGUCGUAUCCUUCCCCGCCCAAAGAGAUCCAACAGAUCCAGAACCUCCCUCACCCAAAAGCGUCCUCGUUCCAGAACUUUGACUGCCGUCCACGACGCUAUCCUUACCGAUAUCGUCUACCCAGUUGAGAUUGUCGGAAAGCGUCUCCGCACCAAGGAGGAUGGAAGCAAGAUCUUGAAGGUUAUCCUCGAUGAGAAGGAGAAGGGAGGUGUUGAUCACAGACUCGAUACCUACUCUGAUGUUUACAAGAGAUUGACUGGUCGUACCGUCACUUUCGAGUUCCCACAAGGAAGCUCCGCUGAAUACUAA
Molecule: messenger RNA, 606 nt
Organism: Botrytis deweyae
Lineage: Eukaryota; Fungi; Ascomycota; Leotiomycetes; Helotiales; Sclerotiniaceae
Exons: 3
Coding region: 1-606 (201 amino acids)
Biological process (GO): translation; rRNA processing; ribosomal small subunit biogenesis
Cellular component (GO): ribosome; 90S preribosome; small-subunit processome
Molecular function (GO): structural constituent of ribosome
Source: RefSeq, a predicted model, not a curated record